Messenger RNA from Pyricularia oryzae 70-15, 1218 nucleotides. RefSeq lists its product as uncharacterized. The coding region runs from base 153 to 1040 and encodes 295 amino acids. Gene Ontology annotation, molecular function: carbon-sulfur lyase activity. The transcript is spliced from 3 exons. The record is from RefSeq and is a predicted model, not a curated record. NCBI's taxonomy places the organism in Eukaryota, Fungi, Ascomycota, Sordariomycetes, Magnaporthales, Pyriculariaceae.
CGAGCGGAGGAUAAAUAGAUCCGUAGUGAUCUGGAUAUUUCGUGUAAAGGUCUCUUUUGUUAUUUCUGACAUCCUAUUUUGACAGACAGGCCACACUCGCAUUCUCACAUUGCGACUCCAACUUGCCUCACACUCUACUCAGCAUCAAAAUCAUGACCGAGGAGAAAGAGACGUACAGGGGCAACUGCCGCUGUGCUGCUUUCGUCUUUGAGGUGACGAUUCCAAAGAUCAAGGAGGUCGAGAUUUGUAAAUGCAGCAUCUGCUACAAGAAGAACUAUGCCUUUCUAUUUGUUGACAAGAAGGACCUUCGUGUCGUCAAGGGUAGCAUGGAGGACUUCACAACCUACACCUUUGGUGAAGGCAUCAUGAAGCACAUGUUUUGCCCAAAGUGUUCGAUGAUGACAGUCUGCACCCAUGGCAAGUUUCCCGACCAAUAUGUCGUCAAUGCCCGAUCCCUUCAAGGACCGGUUGAUAUUUGGAACAUGCCGAAGACGGUUGACCCAGGCAAGGAACACAAGCCUGACUACGUCCCACCUGACGACUCGGACCUGCCAGAGCCCAAGGCGGAGAUAGAGGGCGAAAGCAAAAUCUACCAUGGCAGCUGCCACUGCGGCGACAUCCGGGUCAAGCUCAAGAUGGAGCCGGUCGAGAAGUUCAAAGGCAUGAUCGGCGAGUGCAACUGCUCCUUGUGUCACCGCAGUGGCGUCACCUGGAUCUACUCGAAUCGACCGCAGGUCACCAUCAGCCCAGACUGGUCGAGCGACAAGUUCUCGAUGUACGGAGAGGCCGGGGCGAAGCUUGGAGAGCAGUACUUUUGCAAGCGCUGCGGCGUUUACGUGGCUAACAGGGUCAGAGCCGUCGAAUCGGACGAGGAGUUUGCGAAGCUGCCUGCAGAGAUACAGUCAUUCCUGGCUGACAAGAGGCAGUGGCAGCCACUCAACCUGAGGAUUUUUGAUGGCAUUGACGUCGAUAGCGACCAGGUCGAGGUCAAGAGGGUGGACGGGUACAACCUGAUCAAGCCAGAAUAUGUCAACCCUUGAAAAAGGGCUGGAGAUUGCCGCUCUUACACGGGGAAACGAGUAACAGAGAGCUUAGUAGCUCUGGGGUGAUGGUGAUUAGCAUCAGUCAAUUUUUCAAUGUGACCAAGUUCUGGGGAAACGCGGCAUGUUUGAUUCGAUUUUUUCUUCACAUGAUGCAUCUAUCUUCCCCUGAUUGGGG